Molecule: messenger RNA, 1029 nt
Organism: Argentina anserina (silverweed cinquefoil)
Lineage: Eukaryota; Viridiplantae; Streptophyta; Magnoliopsida; Rosales; Rosaceae
Product: ervatamin-B-like
Exons: 2
Coding region: 1-1029 (342 amino acids)
Cellular component (GO): lysosome
Molecular function (GO): cysteine-type endopeptidase activity
Source: RefSeq, a predicted model, not a curated record
AUGUUGUCUGCACAAAACCUUUUUCGUGUUGCAAUAAUAUUCAAUAUAUUCAUCAUCUUGGCUACUAUAGCUCAUCAAGCCACAUCUCAGGCGUUGAACGAAGCUUCCAUUGCUGAAAAAUAUGACCAGUGGAUGUCAAUGUACGGACGAGUAUACCCAAACAGUGAAGACAAGCAGAGGCGUUUCGCCAUCUUCAAGAAGAAUGUGGAGUUUGUGGAGAAUUUCAACAAGGAUGGGAAUAAAACUUACAAGUUAGGCGUCAAUAAGUUUUCAGAUAUGACCAAUGAAGAAUUCCUUAGACAACGUACUGGAGCCAAGAUGCCAACCAACAGAAGCUUAACCUCAUCCGAAAAUACACCUUUCCGGUACCAAAACUUGGAUGAUGUUCCACCUCAGAUUGACUGGAGGCAAAAUGGAGCAGUCACCCCUAUAAAGGAUCAAGGAAAAUGCAAUUCAUGUUGGGCAUUUUCAGCAGUGGCAGCUGUUGAAGGGCUUAUAAAGAUCAAAACUGGAAAACUGCUCUCACUGUCCGAGCAGCAACUUGUGGAUUGUGAUCAGUUUAACCGUGGCUGUCAACCUGGUCGCAUUGAUGCUGCCUAUGAUUACAUAUGGGACCAUGGACUAGCCAGUGAACAGGAUUACCCAUACUUCGGUAGCAAAGGUAAUUGUGACACUACCAAGGCCAAUAAGACGGUCACCCGCAUAAGUGGUUUCACAAUUGCGCCUCAGAAUGACGAAGACUAUCGACUUAAGGCUGUCUCCAGGCAACCGAUCUCAAUUUUCAUCGACGCUAGUGGGGCAGCGUUUCAGCAUUAUAGUGGCGGUGUCUUCUCCGGUGAUUGUGGGACGAACCUCUGUCACACUGUUGCCGUCGUUGGUUACGGGACUGAACAGGGUACCAACUACUGGAUAUUGAAGAAUUCUUGGGGUGAGAGUUGGGGUGAAAAUGGCUACAUGAGAAUUCUUAGAAGUGCUAAUCCGCCAUAUGGUCUUUGUGGCAUUAAUAUGGUAUCUUUGUUUCCGUAUUAG